UAGAACGGAGUUCACCCUGUUCACCGGAGAAUGAAUACUUUUUUUGUUUCCGAGUUGCUGAAAUGAUACAAGUUCACCGUUUUUCUUAUGCCGAACUUGUUCGCCUCGGUCAGCAGAUUGAUAUUCGGGACUAUGGAAUACUUUUACGCAGUUGCUAAGGGUCGGAAUCCCGGCGUGUACAAAACCUGGGAUGAGUGUAAGGCAGAAGUGAAUAAAUUUCCACGCCCGGUUUACAAGAAGUUUCCGUCAAAAGCAGAGGCUGAAGAUUUUGUCAACAGUCGAGGGCGUCCCUUGCUUAAACCAAAGUCAACACGUGAGGCGAGCGCACUAAACAAAUGGCCGAACAAACUAGAAAACAAUCUGCGCUACGAUCAGAUGGAAAAGCGAUUGAAGGACUGGGCCAAGAAUACACCGUCUCUCACUCAACUCGAUAUUCAGACAGAGGCGUCUAGGAUCGCCAAUGAAUUGGGAAUUGAAAAUUUCAACCAAUCGGGAGGCUGGAUCAAGUAUCAUCUCGAGUGUAAUCCGGACAUUUACAAGUCCUUGCGAAUACAGAGCUCUGGCGAUAAAGAGUCGGACCAGCGGCUGAAUUUGGAAAGAAAGUUAUCGAGCUUGGAAAGCAGGAUAUCAGGCUUGUCCACAUCAGGGGGCUCUCUUCCCACACGGAUAAGAAUAUUGGAGCACACUUUGCACUCAAUGCAUCAGGAACUUCACGAAAUUAAAAGACACUUGUCGACAGAUACUCAAGGCUGUUUUGCACCAACUAAUGUUAGAAAACGUAAAAAGCCAAACGACACAGAGAGCGCUCAAGACUCUGACGAGGAUUCUAGAAGCAGCGAGAAUUCCGGGACAGAGAAAAAAUUUGACAUUGACACCGAAGGAUACGUCAAUGUUUACACAGACGGUGCCUGCAGUGGAAAUGGUACAGCAAAAGCAGUUGCAGGAAUUGGUGUUUGGUUCGGGGAUGAGCAUCCCUUAAACGUGUCGCAACCUGUCGCGGAUGGUUGUCGAGCGACGAACAACCUUGCAGAAAUACAGGCUGUAACAGUGGCAGCUAAACAAGCAGCUAAAGCUGGAGUAAAAAAGUUGAAGAUAAAUACCGAUUCCCAAUUUCUUAUAUCCUGUAUAACGCAGUGGAUGCCCAAGUGGAAAAGAAAUGGAUGGAGGAAGAAUAAUGGUCAAAAUGUUAUCAACAAGGAAGAACUUAUCGAAAUGGAGACUGCACUACAGCCUUUAAAGAUUGCAUGGAAUCAUGUAAACGGACACGCAGGCAUUCGUGGCAACGAAAUGGCAGAUGCCUUGGCGAGAGCGGGCGCUGCUUCACAAAGUACGAAGUGAGAAUUCUAUCAGAGGGAAAAAAACGGUGCAAGGACUUGGGGACAGUGAAUUUGCAUCAUUGAUUUGAACUCAUUAUGGGUACUCAUAUUAUCAAU
Messenger RNA from Diprion similis, 1433 nucleotides. It is a transcript of the gene rnh1, whose product is annotated as ribonuclease H. Gene Ontology annotation, biological process: DNA replication, removal of RNA primer. NCBI's taxonomy places the organism in Eukaryota, Metazoa, Arthropoda, Insecta, Hymenoptera, Diprionidae. The record is from RefSeq and is a predicted model, not a curated record. Bases 88 to 1338 code for a protein of 416 amino acids. Gene Ontology annotation, molecular function: RNA-DNA hybrid ribonuclease activity; nucleic acid binding. The transcript is spliced from 7 exons.